UUGGGAAGGGAUUCGGCAAUGGCGGACGUAGAGAGAAAUAUAUUUUCUUUUGACGAACUUGUCAAUAUUUUCGGUUAUCUUUCCCCUGGAGAGCUUUCUAAAUGCUCUCAAGUCUGUAGAGACUGGUAUGAAGCCUCCCAAGUUGGUUCUCUAUGGAAGAGACAUUGUUUGCAGAGGUGGAACUUCUGUCACUUGGGGAAACUGAAACCUGGAGAGAGGACAUGGCAGAAGUACUAUAUUGCUCGAAAUAAGAUUGAAACUGGUGCAUCCACAGGGAGACCAAGCCAAGACUAUGCAUGCAAAACCUUACGUGGACAUAAGAGCCAGAUCACAGAUGUGGUUUUUAUCACAAAUAAUGAUAUCUAUAAUGAGGAAAUCAUUGAAAAGAAUGUCAAUCCCAUUGUUGCAAGUUGCAGUCAAGACAAGUCUGUCUGUGUGUGGAAUGUGCGAGAAGGAGGAAGUCUAUGGAAGAAGCAGUCUCAUGAAUCGUCAGUUGCCUGUCUAACAGUAGUUGCCAAUAAUACUCUGAUGGCAAGUGGGGAUGUUGAAGGGAGCAUCAAGUUGUGGGACAUAAAUACAGAGCAAGCCACUGCAUUGCAAGGAAGCCAUUCUGCUGUUGUAACUUCAAUGGUGUGUGGAAAAGAUGUAAUAGGACAAGGGAAAGGUGGAGACCAACUUCUUUUUGUUGGAUUCAGAGAUGGAUCUGUUAAGAUAUGGGAUCCACGACAGACGUCAAGUCCUCAAUACCAGCUAACAUGUUCAUUUGGGUUAAAUUGCGUGAAACUCCAAUCUGACCAUCUUAUGGCCGUAGCAUCUAAGUUUGAAAGCACUGUCAAGAUAUUUGAUAUACGACACCUUGCACCAGACUGCUGGAAGAGCCCUGAGCUGCAGACGCUUCAACAUCCAUGUGAUUCAGCAGUGAUUUGCCUUAGUUGGGUUCAUGGAAAACAGAACCAAAUUAUUGCAGGGUUCAAAAAUGGUGAUGUGAUCCUUUGGAAUACAGACACUGGGCAACAGAUUCACUGUUUUAAGGGACACACAGGAGAGGUGUCAUGUAUCAAUAUGAGGGGAUCAACUCUGGUAACUGCUGGCCAUGAUAAAACUGUGCGUUUAUGGGAUUUAAUUUCACUUGAGUCUUUACAAACUCAUACUGAUCAUGUGGGACCAAUCACUGGGCUGCAUGUUGAUAGUUAUCGCGUGAUGUCUUCAUCUAGGGAUUACUCUAUCAGAACAUACUGUUGGUCAAAGAAUUCAAGCACUCUUGACAGUAAAUACACUUUCCUUGGUGGCUCAUUGCAAAGAGCAGGGAAUGGCUUUGAAAAAGUACUCUGUGACUACUCUACAUGUGUUGGUAUGGCAAAUGAUGUUUUAAAAGCAUACUCUUUUCAGGUAUAAUUAGAAGGGUUUAAGUUAGAGACCACUAGCAUUAGAGUGUGCCUAAUUCUUUCUUUAUUGUUCAAAUUUAUACAGAUCUUGGAUUUUCAUUUUUAUAACAGUAUCUGAUAAUGUUGUGUAGCUUAUUAAAUUAAUGUGCUUCCUUUGUUCACACACAGCUCAGAACUAACUUUUCACUUAAAUGUCCUUUUGAACUAGUCAUUGACUUUUCAAAGUUUACUUUUAAAAGUGAUUUUCAACUUGUCAGCUUGAUACAAUAUCAUUCUCAUCCAUUGAGCAAAAUAUUUUUUCUUUCACUAGUGCCAAAAUUGUAUCAAAACACCCCUUGAGUACCAAAAUGCCCUCACAGGUAAUAUCUGUGAAACUGAUUUUUUUUUUAUUUUUGCACUUUCUUAUUCUUUCUUGAAUUUUCAACUUUGACUUCUUCUAUGUACUGGGAGUUAUGUCUGUUCAAUUUCUAAUCUCAUCAUGACAAAUUUUGAUUUUACUUGCUCUAUAAAAUGAAAUAAAGCCAAAUUUUUUAUUCCCCCUUAAGUAAAUUUCUUCAAUACAGGUCACAAUGUGAAUGACUAAUGCUAGGAAAUACUGAAUCAUAAUUAUAGCCUUAUUACAUAAACAUACAUUUUUAUUUACAUUUGAAAGUUAAUUGAAAUGGAACUUAAUUAAAUAAUUUCUUGGUGAA
Stylophora pistillata is the source of this 2077-nucleotide messenger RNA. Its product is annotated as U5 small nuclear ribonucleoprotein 40 kDa protein. Gene Ontology annotation, molecular function: protein binding. Lineage: Eukaryota; Metazoa; Cnidaria; Anthozoa; Scleractinia; Pocilloporidae. The record is from RefSeq and is a predicted model, not a curated record.